This is a messenger RNA of Stereum hirsutum FP-91666 SS1, 1474 nucleotides long. RefSeq lists its product as uncharacterized. The transcript is spliced from 6 exons. Bases 1 to 1248 code for a protein of 415 amino acids. NCBI's taxonomy places the organism in Eukaryota, Fungi, Basidiomycota, Agaricomycetes, Russulales, Stereaceae. The record is from RefSeq and is a predicted model, not a curated record.
AUGCAGGACGUCGUAUUAGCCGAAUUAUCGAGAUGGGAAGGGUACGUCCAAUCCGAUCCAGAGCGUGUUCUAGCGGCCAUUCGCCUUCGGUAUCCUACUAGCCUUGCAGAUGGGUCUCAGGCCCCGAACGAAUGGGGGGACACCUACAAAAUUACUUUCUAUGCCAUAACUGCCAUUGAACACUGUUAUGGUGCGGGUCCCAGCUGGCAAUAUCUGGUUCGAGGUGGCCUUGUAGACCUUUUAUGCCAGAAGGUAGUGGAGUUGAACCCGGAUACUGCAGUAUUUCCACAGUUUGCAGAGAACAUGAGUGAGGAUCAAUUGAGAAAGACCCCGGCGCCGUGGUUCAGUCCACUUAUGCCCCUCUGCGCUGGCGCCGGGAACAUUCAGGAUCCCAUGACGCCAGAAGAUACUCUACUGGUAGAAACUCUGAAGCGUCAUUGGCCUACGAUGAUGAAACGAAUUUGGGAACUUCCUGGAAGCAGCCUGAGCUCUGAGAAUAUAUCUGGUCCCAGCAUACAGCGAAUGCUUGUCGCUAAUCUUCUGAAAUAUCUGACCACCCGCGACCCCUCUUUCUGGGAAGUCAUUGAUAGCUGCCCUCAUACCAUUCCCGUCAUCAUCCGGAACUUUCUCCAUCCCAUUCAGCCUGCUCCAGACCGAAAGACACCGGAGUUCAUGCUUUUUGGCCACGAAGCCUUGGCACGUCUUAUCGCACCGGUUGACGCACCAACAAUAAUAUAUCGAGCUCAGCACCCCAUUCCUCUUGCGACUCUUGAGCGCGUGCUCCGCGGCGCGAGUGGCUCUAUGGAAUCCUUGAUCUCUAAAAUCACCUGGCAUCUUGUGUGGCUCCCCUACGAGCACUCGGUUCAGUGCUUUAAUCUUUUACAGCACGUCAGGCCCUUCCUCGCUUCCAGAAACUUGCCAGCAUAUGUAGAAGAACACGAACGCUUGGUGCAAUCCAAAGUUUACUGGAAAGGCCUCUUCUCCCGUCUUCAGCGAGUUACCAACGAACCGUUGCUUGUCCGGAACGGCGCAGCUGGCGGCGUCUUUUUUUCCAUAUUCAUGGAGCUUGUAGAUGUUGGCGAUAAGAUCGUACCCGACUUAUACAAGCGUCAUGUCGAGUCGAUGGUGGAAGCCGAUUUAUUCGGCGUGUUAGAUGACGUUAUUCCCUUGCUUUCGGGUCGCUCAGAGAUUAGAAAUCAGAGUCGAUUGUACGCGUUUUUUGACGUCAUGGGUCAAAUUGCACAAUAAUCACCCUCUCUGGCCACUAUCCUGCGCCCAAAUUUGCCGCGCCCCAAAAUACUACGAUCUCUCCUAUCGUUGGCUCAUAUCAAAGACGAUCAAGGCGUAUACCGCAUCGCAGACAUAGACCCAGUGACCGUGACAGAAUGCUUUCGUUCCCUUUGUCAAGUUGGAGAAGGCAUGCAUGCUCGACACGGAGUGUGGACGGAGGGGAUGCACAAAGGAGAGCGAGUCG